AUGCUCAUGAUGUUUCCUUGCUCUGCCAUGGUUUGGAAAAGCGAUUCCGCGCUGAUGCUAAUGAUGCUUCCUUGCUCUGCCAUCGUCUGGAAAAGCGAUUCCGCGCUGAUGCUCAUGAUGCUUGCUUGCUCUGCCAUCGUUUGGAAAGGCGAUUCCGCGCUGAUACUCAUGAUGCUUCCUUGCUCUGCCAUCGUUUGGAAAUGCGAUUCCGCGCUGAUGCUCAUGAUGCUUCCUUGCUCUGCCAUCGUUUGGAAAAGCGAUUCAGAGCUGAUGCUCAUGAUGCUUCCUUGCUCUGCCAUCGUCUGGAAAAGCGAUUCCGCGCUGAUGCUCAUGAUGCUUGCUUGCCCUGCCAUCGUUUGGAAGAGCGCUUCCGCGCUGAUGCUCAUGAUGCUUCCUUUCUCUGCUGUCGUUCGGAAAAGCGAUUCAGCGCUGAUGCUCAUGAUGCUUCCUUGCUCUGCCAUCGUUUGGAAAAGCGAUUCCGCGCUGAUGCUCAUGAUGCUCCCUUGGCUCAGGGGGUGGGUGGGGCGGAGGGGCUCGGCUGAGCUUCAAGCUUGUCCCCCAGUCAGCCCUCAGUCUUGCAAGUCAGAUGUCAGAGAACGCUUCAAAGGCAGAUGCGUAGAUGCAUCGAAAAGUGUGCCCACUCUCCAUCAGCACGGUCAUCGUGUCGAAGCAGACUGUGGCUCAAUCAUGCGAUGCUUUUGUGUCGCGCGAUUCGCACUCUCGCUGCUUUGGGCACAGUUCGCUGAUGCAACUGCUCCAGUGACCACAUGCUUGCCGCAUGCAAUACCAGAGUCGGACAGAAAGAAUGUGGUCGUCGAUGGCGAAUCAAUGCCUCUUGGCAUUUGGACAUCUUCCUUCGAUUCUGCCACGAUCGUGAGCAAGAUCUACGAAAUCAUUGCCCAAGAGCGUCUGGGCUACAACACCAUCAUGGACUUCGGGAGCACAAGCAGAAUGCAGGUUUUCAAGCUUGCUGGGUGUGAUCACGAUCCGGUGGAUAUGACGAAUGCAAGAAACUGCGGUCCGCCCCGUCGCUUCCAUGUCUCCAUGGAGUUCUGGUACGCGGCGUCGCCCUGGUGGAGCACCUGGGCUACGGAGAUUGGCGAGCACGCGCCGGUGAACCUCGGGAGCAUUGGCUAUCAAGGCAAGGAGGGCCUCUACGUGAUGGACACAGCUUUGCAGAAAGCCUUGGGAGGUCGAGGUCUCGCGCUGGAAUACUACCGCUCCUACAAUGCCUCAUGGUUUUAUCCGGCUCGCUAUGCCGCGGUGGUAUCAGAUGUGAACCUGAAUAACUUGCAAACAUGCGCAGACAGCGUUGAGGGCUACUUUCCGAAUCUCGGCACGGUGUACUUCGAAUCGACCGGCGACGCCGAUGGUGUGGAACAGGUGAAUGGAACGACGACUCUCAGAUGCUGGCAACAGAAAUGGUGGCCUGCACCUGCCUGUCGGCACAAUGUACCGGGCUGCGUCGCAGUUGUAUCUGGUGGCCCGGGUUGGGGUUGGCCUGAGAUGAUUCAGCAGGCAUUCUUCCACAACAUGCCUCUGGCUUUUGCCACGGCACAGCAUGAGCCUCAGAAUUACUACAUCUCCCUGAGCAGUGAAUUGCAGAGCUUGCUGUACUGGUGGAUGCCCGACACGACGUUCACUUUGGAGAAUCCUUCACGGGUCAUCUUCCCAGCCCACAGCCCCGCGGAGUACGCGAAGCAGAUCUUCAAGACUCAGCAGAGCGACGUCGACUUGACGAAAUGGGCAGCUGUUGGCAUGGAAGCCAGUGCCGAUCGAGCGGUGGCGCUCGCCAGGAAUCUCUUCAUUACCAACGACGAGAUUUCUCAAAUCCUGACGCAGCACGUGUCAGCAGCCCCUGUCGAUCCCUGGCAGACUGCCUGCAACUGGCUGAGGGCGAAGCCUUCUGUGUGGAUGUCCUGGCUGCCGAAUGAGACUGCUUGCGCUGCGGGACAGGGUUUGGUCAACUCCUCGGGCCAUUGGGUGCUAGACCGCUCUCUCGCCGUCGGCUGCCAGGCUUGUCCAGCAGAAGCCAGAUCGGUAGAGCAGGGCUCCACGCGAGUAUGCCUGCGGUGCGUGGGAGGCGAUUCCAUCUACAUUCCUUGCGAGCCGAGGAAAUCUGAAGGUCAGGAUGACAGCAUGCAGCCGCGGGAAGAGGCAAGCGAAAGCCAACGGCUAGCAAGUUUCUCUGGGCGCCGCAUGGCCUCGGCCAACAUGGACAGACCACCCGUAGACAAUGCGACAGAGCCGAUCUUCUUCUAUUACUCGUGGCCAUAUAUGCUGCAGCUGCCGCUGCUGGGCCGCUGUGGCAGUGACGGUGUGGACUUGAGGCGGCUUUGUGCCACCAACAUCAGCGAGGAGUACUGCGUGUUGGUCCAUCGCCGUCCAGGCUACGCCAAGCAGCAGGAACAAAAUGUAGUUCCGGCGUUGGGUGGUUGCAGCUGUGCAAACGCGGCAUUGGAGGCGGAACAAGGAGACAUCAGUUGGAAUUUUCAGCAGCUCUCGCAUGUGACAUUCCUUCGCCUCCAGCUGUCCAAGCACGCCUUUCUCCUUUGGUCGGGGUCAGGGAACGAGGUGUGGCAAUACAGAGAUGUGGUCUUUGGCACGCCUCACUCCGCCAUGGGUUUCAUUGGCCACCCCGCCUUGCUGGAGCUACUGCGACGCUGGGCCUACUACGAGGAGGCUUCAAAAAAAGGGGAAAGCUUCGAGUGCUCGGGCCUGGCCGAUUGUCAAGUCAAGCGCUUCUUAACAGUCCUGGAAUGGCUGAUGGUUGCCCGGUGCUCUUUCGUGGAAAGGGGAAUCCUCUCCACAUGGGAGUGGGCCAACGAGGACUCCGAGGAGAGCACGGAGGUCGCCGCCUUCACUUACCACACGAUGCUGGUGGAAGACAUCUUCGGUGAUUUUUUGAUGGACGGAGAUGACCCAAUUUGGGGACCGAGCGUACGACUCCUUCUGCGGACUCUGCAGCAAGAAAUCGCCGAGGACUUCGGUGUCAAGUUCAAGGUCACCAGCCCUUGGUGCCAGUCGGCAGGGGCAGAAGCAGCACCAGGUGAAGUAGCACGGCUGUUUGCAGACCUCGACUUCUCGUGGUUCUCUUGGCUCUGUAGUCUGGAUUUGGAACCCCAACCUGCUGAUCUCCUCUCCAGCCAAGAGAUGGGAGUGCGGGACACUGUGCAGGCAUUCCAGUACCCUUGUUUGCAAGGGGAGGUGACCCGGGGGAGACAUGGCGACCUGCUCUUCCAUGUUCUGGGCCAAGCCCUCGUGAUCCCACGACAUCGCCUCACAGACAGUGAAGCAGAGGUGGAGGUGGUAGUGUUUACCUCCAGUAUGGAUGGCUGCUUCCCAGGUGUGCACGAAAAGGCUGGCCACCUGCUGUCUCAGCCGCAUGUGGCACUGUAUCCGUGGCAGUGUAGCUUCACCGGCAAUGACCUUGUGUGGGAUGUGCCGGCCGUCCCUAUCUCGAUUAUGGGCUUCGCUUUAACAUUGCUUUGCCCGGUGCCCGCUGGGCUGCAGCUUCGGCCUGCGGAGCCCUUCAUGCUAAGGCUCUUCUCGGAAAUACACGGCGUGGAGCUUCCCGUGCCAAUUUGCACUGGCAGCGACGACGGCGCUUUCGAGAAACGCAUGCAGCUGGCAGUGUGCCUCCGCAUCCACUACGAUGUUGGCGGCCUGUUGUCCGAUUCUGGCUUCCCGUUCCUGAUUCGGGAUUGGCUCAACUUUCACCGACUUGCAGGCGUGGACCGGUUUGUUAUCUACGACGACGACGGCUCCUUUGGAGAAGUUGAGCCUGGCUUAAUGCGUGACCCGCAGGUGACUUACUUCCCGCGUUGGUCCGAGAGCGCAAUGCCCGAGGUGUCGAGCGCGCUGGGAAAGCGCAACAAGAAUUUGCUUGCGAUUCAGUCGAACUCGCACUGCGCAAUGCUGCUGAAGGGCCAGGUCGACUGGAUUGCGAUGCUUCCUGGCCUCGAUACUUACCUGUGGGCCGCAAACAGCUCGCGGCUCGCGAUUGCUGUAAAGACUGUCUUUGAAAGCCUCGAACCAGAUCGACACCAUGUCGCUGCCUUACAACUGUCAGAAGUUCAGUAUAUGCAGGGAGACCACCCCAAGGGCGAGACACUGCUGUCGUAUCGAAUCAGAGGACCAGCCAAGGAUAUGAUAUCGCACACGCUGGUGCUGAAUCCCGACAACAUCCUUGAAGUAGGUCCUCACUUCGCUGUUCCGCGUCCAGGUGCCCGUCUCGUUACCGUAGAUGCAGAGCUGCUGCGAGCGAACCACUACAUCGACUUUGUUGGCUCCGGAGGAAGCUCCCGAUGUGAGAACUGCACCACAGAAAGCCACGCCCUCAGUUCAGAGUUGGAGGAGGAACUGAUUUUCUUUCGCAGCGAAGAAAGACUACGAAGACUUUUGUGGCCAAGUCAGCGGUGGUGA
Messenger RNA from Symbiodinium sp. CCMP2592, 4425 nucleotides. The record is from the annotation of a GenBank genome assembly. Lineage: Eukaryota; Dinophyceae; Suessiales; Symbiodiniaceae.